AUGCCAAUAGAUCUAAGCCUAGGAAGAGUGACCCAAUUGCUUACGGUACUGGGAAAUCCCCAAAAAUUUUGGAAAUGUAUUCAUGUUGCGGGAACAAACGGGAAAGGCUCUGUUUGCUCUUACCUUUCGCAUAUACUGGAGUCUUCUAAUAUUUCAACUGGCAGAUUCACAUCGCCGCAUUUAUUUUAUCCUAACGACUCCAUUAAUAUUAACAAUCGUCCUAUUAGCAGAGCAAGAUACGAUUAUGAAUUUCGAAAGGUUAAGGAACUCAAUGAAAGAGAGUUGAUUGGAGCGACAGAGUUUGAGCUAUUGACUUGUACUGCUUUUUACGUUUUUGCCCAGUUUGAAAUUGAAGUUGCUGUUGUUGAAGUAGGACUUGGGGGCAGACUAGACGCUACCAAUGUGAUUCCCGGUUUUGAUGGCGAAUGGGGAGUAUUGGUAUCAGCUAUAACUAAGAUUGGUUUGGAUCAUGAAUCUUUACUUGGUAAUUCGCUGACUCAGAUAGCAAAAGAAAAGGCAGGAAUAAUAAAAGAAUCCGUACCAUGCGUCAUAGAUGGCUCCAAUGAUACCGAAAUCCUUCGAGUGGUCAAGGAUGUAGCUUUUCAAAACAAUUGCAAGCUUUUUGAGACAUUCCCUCGCCGAGCAGCUGUUUUUGAUCAACAGGUACCGCUAUUAGGCGAGUUCCAGAAAUCCAACCUGGCGGUAGCACUCAAAGUUGCAGACAUUCUAAGGAGCAAGUUCAACUACCGAAUUACGGAGCAAGCCAUCACAAAUGGAGUACGUAAUACCAAGUGGCCAGGAAGAUUACAGAGACUGACGGCAACAAUUCGAAAGCAACGUUUAGACCUAAUUGUGGAUGGCGCUCACAAUGGACAAGCUGCUAUCGAAUUAUCCAAAUAUCUUGAUACGCUACGUACCCUAGAGAGCCCGCUGACUUUUGUUAUAGCAGUUACUGAAGGAAAGACACUAACUCCGAUGCUAGCGCCGCUAAUUAAGAAGCAAGAUUUUGUAACUGUAACUACGUUUUCUUCCGUUGAGGGAAUGCCAUGGAUAAAAGCGAUGGAUUGCGAAAUUUUAGCACGGGAGAUAAGAAAGUUUACGUCUAAUGUAACGGUCCAAGAAUACCUCGAAGGAGCACUCAUAAACGCAGCACAGUUUUCUCAAUCACCAACUGUUCCAUUAAUUGUAUGCGGUAGUCUAUAUCUUGCGGCAGAUGUCUUGAAAUUUGUUGAAAAGACAUCGAUUCCGUAA
Messenger RNA from Komagataella phaffii GS115, 1251 nucleotides. Its product is annotated as Dihydrofolate synthetase. Gene Ontology annotation, biological process: folic acid-containing compound biosynthetic process. The record is from RefSeq and is a predicted model, not a curated record. Gene Ontology annotation, cellular component: cytosol; mitochondrion; cytoplasm. The coding region runs from base 1 to 1251 and encodes 416 amino acids. The transcript has a single exon. Gene Ontology annotation, molecular function: ATP binding; tetrahydrofolylpolyglutamate synthase activity; dihydrofolate synthase activity. NCBI's taxonomy places the organism in Eukaryota, Fungi, Ascomycota, Pichiomycetes, Pichiales, Pichiaceae.